Molecule: messenger RNA, 1436 nt
Organism: Python bivittatus (Burmese python)
Lineage: Eukaryota; Metazoa; Chordata; Lepidosauria; Squamata; Pythonidae
Source: RefSeq, a predicted model, not a curated record
UACUGUAUCAUUAUAUAUACCACAAGUUUAACCUCUGGCAUCUUUAGCUGGGAAAAGAUGUUCAGAGGCUAGAGAUCCACUGCCAGCCAUGGCAGAGGGUGUGGUUUUAGUGGGUUAAUGGUCUGACUUUUAUAUGGUCACUUCAGUAUUCACAAAAGCUAACUCUGUUUUUGCAGAUGAUAAAUAUGAUCAAGAUUCUGACAGAAAAUGCAGAUAAUGUAUAUGAAAAAAUAGUCCAGUGCCAAAAAGCAGCCAUGGAGUUCCAUGAGAACUUACAAAAUAUAGGAGCAAAGGAAGGAUUGAAAGAGAGAAAACUACAAAAAGCAGUGGAGAGUUUCACCUGGAAUAUUACAAUUUUAAAGGGCCAGGCUGAUCUUCUCAAGUAUGCUAAAAAUGAGGCAUUGGAGAACCUAAAGCAAAUCCACUAUGCUGCUGUUUCAUGUGGAUUGAAUAAACCAGGAUCAUCUGGAAAUGUUGAGUCUUCGAAGCCCCGACGAAGCUUGGAAGCUAUACCUGAAAAGGCAGCAGAAUAAGAUUGAGAAUGAAAGAAAAUUCUCAUUACUUUGGAGUUUAUAACUCUGUAACUGUUGUAGCUGCACAAGAUAUUUUGCUUUGCACUUACUAAUUUUUUUUUGGGGGGGGGAAGAAUCCUAGAGUUUUAAAAGCACAACUGGAGAAGCUAAUUACUGUAUAGUACACUCUCUGAAAACUGUGAAUGUAUGUAGCAACUCUCUACAUGAAGGCAGUUGAAUUCUUUUCAUGAAAAUAGUAUUACUGGCUGAAGCACCCUUUAUAUGUGUAAGAGAUGUAAAUGAUUCAAGAACUGUGUGCAGAAAAUACCAUUGUUACUAAAAGAGAAACAAAUUGGUUUUCUAAAUUUGUUAUAAUGGCGAGGGAAGGAGCUUUUGUCAUUGCUCAGAAAAGUGCCUUGAUUUGUGGAAAAAUCUAGGUGUGUUGUAAUAUAUUUUCCUUGAUUUAGGAGCAGUGCUGUAACAGUUUGGACAAUUAACCCUAUUGCUGCAUAUAUGAUUUGUAAAAAUCAGAUAUGAAAAUUAUGGAAGUGUACACAUUUUACUGAAUUGUGUAAGUGAGGACAUUUUACAGAAUUGUGUGAUUAAGAAACUUGGCAGUGUUCAGGUUGGAAAGUGCUACUGUUGUUUGGGGUUUCUUUUUGUUGUUGUUGAGCCAUAAAUAAAAGGGGGAAUGUAAAUACAAAGUGCUUACUCAUGGCACAGUGCACUGAGGGAGAGCCAUUGCAUAGAAGAAACAUGUGCAAUUAAUCUGCCAUGAAAUGCCUGAGUAAGGCACAUACCUGUUUCCACCCAAGAACAUCUGUAGAUGUCUAAAGCUAAUGUAAAAGUGACCAAAUUGUAAACAAAAUUUUGUAAAUAGUUUUUUUUUUCUAUUUUGUGGAUGUGAAGUAUUCACAUUAAAAU